Messenger RNA from Panicum virgatum (switchgrass), 2540 nucleotides. Its product is annotated as probable cysteine desulfurase. The transcript has 4 exons. The coding region runs from base 408 to 2291 and encodes 627 amino acids. The record is from RefSeq and is a predicted model, not a curated record. Lineage: Eukaryota; Viridiplantae; Streptophyta; Magnoliopsida; Poales; Poaceae.
CGAUCGAUCGAGCUGCUGAUGCAUUCAACUGCACACGCAAAUCUACUCCAUCUCUGAUACACCAGGUCAGCCAGUUUACUGGACGUCUGCAAUUUGGCGACCCUCGCAAGCAAGCAAGCGAUUCGCGCUGACCCGCGAUAUUUACAUUCCCGUUAAGUGUCCUCCCCCAUCCAUCUCACAUGUAUUGUUCCAUGUCUUUUUAUUGUUUAUUCUCCUCUCAUCCAAUCGGGAUUGUUCUUCCAAUUUCUAAUCUUUAUAGGUUGAUCAACACAUCAAGAUUGGAGGAUGUAUAAAUAAUACAUGUAGACAUGCGAGAUAUUCGAGCAUCCGUACGUACGCCAAGUCUAGCCAGUAGCAUUUGCAAUUAGGAAUUGUUGUCCGGAGGAAGAAGAAGAAGGAGCCUAGGCAUGCCGUCGCUUCAAGCGGCGGCGAUGGGCGGCGGCGAGGGCGAGGCCGCCGGCGGCGGCAGGAAAGGCGGCGGCGCGUCGGGGAAUGAUGAUACGAGUACUAGGACGACGACGACGCUGGUGAGCCUGCUCCGGGCGAGGUCGGAGCGGAGCGCCAGGGAGGAGGAGAUGGUGGAGUGGGUGCGGUCGCAGAUCGUCGGCCGCGACGCCGAGUUCGAGACGCCCUUCGGCCGCCGCGCGCUGCUCUACGCCGACCACACCGCCACCGGCCGCAGCCUCCACUACAUCGAGGAUUACAUCCUCAAGCACGUCCUCCCCUUCUACGGGAACACGCACACGGAGGACAGCUUCGUCGGGAGCCGGACGACGCAGACGGCGGGGAAGGCGGCGCGCUACAUCAAGCGGCGCAUGGGCGCGGGCCCCGGCGACGCGCUGCUCUUCUGCGGGUCGGGCGCCACGGCGGCGGCGCGGCGGCUGCAGGAGGUGCUCGGGGUGGCGCCGUGCCCGCCGGCGCUGCGGCGGGCGCGCGACGCGGGGCUGCUGCUGCGCCCCGAGGAGCGGUGGGUCGUCUUCGUGGGGCCCUACGAGCACCACUCCAACCUGCUGUCGUGGCGCCGGAGCCUCGCCGACGUCGUCGAGGUCCCCGCGGGCGCCGACGGGCUCGUCGACCUCGCCGCGCUCCGGGGCGCGCUGGCGGCGCCCGAGCACGCCGACCGCCCCAUGCUCGGCGCCUUCUCGGCCUGCAGCAACGUCACCGGCGUGCUCACCGACACCCGCGCCGUCGCCCGCAUCCUCCACCAGCACGGCGCCUUCGCGUGCUUCGACUUCGCCGCCAGUGGGCCCUACGUGGACAUCGACAUGAGGUCCGGGGAGAUGGACGGGUACGACGCGGUGUUCCUGAGCCCGCACAAGUUCGUCGGCGGCCCGGGCACGCCGGGGAUCCUGCUCGUGAACCGCGCGCUCUACCGCCUCGCCGGCCACCCGCCCUCCACCUGCGGCGGCGGCACCGUCGCCUACGUCAACGGCUUCAGCGAGGAGGACACCGUGUACUACGACGACAUCGAGGAGCGGGAGGACGCCGGCACGCCGGCGAUCGUGCAGAAGGUGCGCGCGGCGCUGGCGUUCUGGGUGAAGGAGCACGUCGGCCGCGGCGGCGCCGUCGCGCUGCGGGAGCGCGCCUACGCGGAGGCGGCCAUGGCGCGGCUGCGGGCCAACCCCAACGUGGAGGUGCUCGGCAGCGUCACGGCGCGGCGCCUGCCCAUCUUCUCCUUCCUCGUCUACCCGCCGGGCGGCUGCGGCGGCGGGCGGCGCCGCCUGCCCCUGCACGGGCGGUUCGUGGCCAGGCUCCUGAACGACCUCUUCGGGAUCCAGGCGCGGGGCGGGUGCGCGUGCGCGGGGCCCUACGGGCACGCGCUGCUCGGCGUCGGCGAGGAGCUCUCGCUCCGCCUCCGCGCCGCCGUCGUGCGGGGGUUCCACGGCGUGAAGCCCGGGUGGACGCGGGUGAGCCUCGCCUACUACAUGUCCCGGGAGGAGGUCCGGUUCGUGCUCGCCGCCGUCGACUUCGUGGCCGCGCACGGCCACCGCUUCCUCCCGCUCUACGGCUUCGACUGGGCCACGGGGGACUGGGCGUUCCGGCGCCGGACGUUCAAGCACCACGCCAUGAGGGAGUUGCUGCUGCGCGAGCGCCAUCACGAGAAGAAGAAGAAGAAGAGCGCCGGCGCCGGCGCCGGCGGUGGGGACGACGAGCACGGCCUCGGCGACAGGUUCGAGAGGUACCUGGAGAUCGCCACCAGGAUCGCGCUGUCGCUGCCGGACACGUACGACGAGCUGGUGUCGAGCGUGCCCAAGGGAAUAGACCCCGACAUCAUACUCUUCCGAGUGUGAUUAUAUUCUUCAUUUCUUCGUCGGUGUCACAACAGAUCUCUUCGGUCGACUUAAUUGGUGCUCUAAUAAUUGAUGAUCCGAAGUUUCUUACAACACGGGGAAGAAGCGCAAGUAGAAUCUGUGUUGCCAUACAGAACUUGCGACAAGUAUCUGUGAGAUGGGUAGUAGAGACUAAAAUUAGGAGUACAAAGAUAAAUAGCAGAGUACUGAUGGCAAUGUACUUCAUUGAGUUUCCUCAAAGAAACAGUG